AAAACACAGAUAACAUUUAGAACCAGAAGAAGAAAAAAACAAGUAGCAGCAAUGGCGACAUCUGUUGCGACUCUAUCUUCUCCUCCACCAGUAUCUCUACCUCUCCUCUCAUCAUCUCGCUCUUCCUUCUUCUCCAAUUGCUUCACAGUCACGACCCGACCAAACAACCGUUCUUUGGUUGCGAUUCGACCGAGAAUCCGACAGGAACCGACGAGAAAGCGACUCACUUGUAAUGCUUUGUUUGGUCUUGGUGUACCUGAGCUUGCUGUGAUUGCUGGCGUCGCUGCGUUGCUCUUUGGACCUAAGAAGCUUCCUGAGAUUGGCAAGAGUAUUGGCAAAACCGUCAAGAGCUUUCAACAGGCUGCAAAAGAGUUCGAGUCUGAGCUUAAGAUAGAACCCGAAGAUUCUGUUGCAGACUCAUCUCAAGUAACAAUGAGCAACAAAGAAGAGGAGAAAAAAACUGAGGUUUCUUCAAGCUCAAAGGAGAAUGUAUGAAGAUGAGACUUUAUUGUUUACAUUUUCCUGUAGCUACAACAAUUUUAUGUGAUGAUGAGUUUAGCCUUCUUAUGCAAAGUAUAAUCAGUUUGUGUUUUGAAUCUA
Messenger RNA from Arabidopsis lyrata subsp. lyrata, 600 nucleotides. RefSeq names its product sec-independent protein translocase protein TATA, chloroplastic. The transcript is spliced from 2 exons. The record is from RefSeq and is a predicted model, not a curated record. Gene Ontology annotation, cellular component: membrane. Gene Ontology annotation, biological process: protein transport by the Tat complex. Lineage: Eukaryota; Viridiplantae; Streptophyta; Magnoliopsida; Brassicales; Brassicaceae. The coding region runs from base 52 to 495 and encodes 147 amino acids.